CAGUACAGGGAUCCAAACCCAUGACCUUGGUGUCACAAGGCUGGUUUCUAUCUAACUGAGCUAACCAGACAGCCCAUGGCACUAGCAAGAUUGAAGGAUACUGCAUAAUGGUCUUGCCUUCAUAUUGUGCAUGAGGAGGCAUACCUGCCCCUGGCAGUGGCAAGACAAACACAGUGAAUAGUAGGGAGCAGAGACUGAGUGAACGCCGGUGUAGCACAGAGGUUAAGUGCUCCAGAGUUGCAAUCUAGUAGUCUGGUUUUGAAACUUGACUCCUCUAAUUAUGGGCUAUGUGAUCUGAAGCAAUUCACCUACCCCUCUGAGCCUCAGCUUCUUCCCACAGGAAAUUAAGAUCAUAAUAUCUUCCCUAUGUAAAGCCUUAGCAAAGUAUUCCAUUAUUGUCAGCUAUCAUUAUUAGGCCCAGGGGGUGCAUCAGAAGAAAACAAAAACAAAAACAAAAAAACCCACUAAAUCUAAGCAUUUGUUCUCUACAAUGUUUUCCAUGCUAGCUAAAACCUGGAAACAGCCUACCCAAUAAUUAAGGAAGAGCCAAAGCGAUUUCCCUAUUUGAUAAAAUAUGCUACAGCUGUUAAAACAUUUUAACAAUGAAGACAAUUUAGCAAUAUAGAAAAGAACUGGGUGAUUCUGAAAGAUAGAAGAAACAAAAGACAUUGUCAUUGGGCAGUGCAGUUGGAGAGUCAAAUAUACUUAACAACGUGAGGUAUCACAGGAUUAACAUUAAAUAAGUAGUAUGGACUAGAAGCGAUUUAUAAAUUCGGGUAUGACACGGUGGCCUGGAUAGGUCAAGAAAGAGUUAUGCAGCAGGUAGGAAUUGAGCUGGGCCUGAAAAAAUGGAUAGAAUUUGUAUCCAGUUUGGAAGAAAGGCCUUUUGACAUAGCAAGCACAAAAGGAAGCUGCACUACGGGGAAGGAGGAAUACUCAGAGAACAGCUAGGAGACUCGACUGGCUCAAGCAGAGGUUACAUGCCAGGACAAAGUCAUAAACGGGGGUCAUACUCAGGGAGAACCCUGAAUGCCAGGCUGAGGUGUCUGAACUGUAUGCUCUAAGCCUUCUGAACAGAGAGAAGGCAACAUGUGAAGAAAACCUGGAAACAUGGGACACUGCUGAAAAGAGAUGGGGGUCUGAGAUUUGAGUGUGAGAACUGGAAGCAAAAAUAUUUCUGAUACAAGAAAUAUUUAGAAUGUUACACCAUUUUGUUCUCCUAACUCACAUGGCUUUCCCCCCUUCCCAUCAGUUUUCCAAGUUAUUCUCUUUCUGUACUGCUAUGGGCUACCAAUUUCUGCUAACCUAGAGCUCUCACCAGUUCCUCCCAUCUCCUUAACAGGUGCCUGAUCACAUCUCCACGCCUUACCUCCUGGCCAGGCAGUGUAGAAGGAAGUAUUUUCUGGGAAACAAUAUGACCAGGACCCAGAAGGGAAAGAACUUCCUCUCCCAUCGUUUUCAUCAGUCACUCCCUACUCGGCUGGAAUGGGGCAUGAUAUUCUGCUACUCAAAACCGAAAGUCAGUGAGGUAUGUGCCUCCAUCUCCAGUGUGCUUCCAGUUCUCCCCUUCAGCCUGCAGCGCUGUGUACACCUCAAGAGCCAAUAUCUGCAGAAGGCCGCUGCCAACCUUACCUUCUCUCAGGAGGUGGUGUUGCAGCGAGGGCUUCCCAGCAUUCCAUAUAGCCAGUACAGCUUUGACCACCUCUACAACACGGACAACAUCAUCCAGCCUCCCCAGAUCAGGAAGGCUCAACCCGAGAAACCUGUCAGCUUCAAGCUCUUGGGUUCCUCAGGUCCCUCAGCAGGGGACACCUCCCACGCUCUGAAAACAGAAAGCUCUGCCAGUCCUGAAAAGAAACUGAAGAAAUCAAAGCCAAAAAGCACAGUCCAGGAAACACCUCAUCACCUCACUCAUCGUCCCUGCAGUGAUCCAGAUAUACUGGGUCUGACAACUUCUCCAGCUGUGAACCUGGAAGAAAGGGAGACCUGGCUUCCACCUCCUGAGAAGGAGGCCAGAGCCUGGGAGGCCAUUGUGUUGGAAAAGCUGAACAAGCGCACAGCCCGAUGGAUCCAGAACAAGCAUCCUCUAAGGUCUGGAGUUUCCCCCAGCAAGUGGCAGAACUUCUUGCGCCAGCAAUACGACUGGAGCCACAUCCGGGAUGAGCUAACCUCUGCCAGCGACCUGGAGCUCCUGAAACAGCUGGAGGUGGAAGAGACAGAAGAGUUUGAGGAUCAAAGAGUCAUUCUGCACCCCCAGGAAAAAAAGAAGCCAGAGCUGCUGCUUCCUGCUUACUACAGAUUGUCCAGUUACUUCCCACAAGUACAGACAGCUGAAACUAUUCCUGGUAACAAUAAGAUUGUUGAGGAUAUCAAUGAAAAGAGGAGCAUCCACCAGCCCCAAGAACAGAACUACUUUCUGCAAGUGAAUCCUCGAGCUGGACUGUUUGCUUACUCCACAGACAACACCUUUGAACAGGAGAUUUAUUUUGAUGAAGUCCAGAUCAUCCACCGGAUUGGUGCAAAAAGAGACCAGAUUUUCCUGGGAAACCUCAAUCGGUAUAACAAGCAGUUAUCUAAGGUCUUCCCUGAAACUCCAGAAAAGUGGAGUUCCCAGCCAGUUCCUGAAGCAUCUUGUAGGCCCGUGAAAGGAGCCCGGCGCUGGACUGCUUUGCCCACCCCGGCCAAGGAUCUCCUGCUGCAGGUGGGUGAGGAGGAUGUACCCAUUAAGACCAGGAGAUCAAAGAAGCAAGCAAAAUCACUGGAGGAGGAUGUGACUUGGGAAGUGGUGGCCCUGCGGAGGAUGCUACAGGAGUGGAAGACUGCCUGGUCUCUAAACAUCGAAUGGCACCAUGAGACAGUGGAGAGUCUGCUGAGGAGCCUGACAGACAUGCAUGACGACAUUCGGAUCCAAGCCAUCAUCACAUGUGCCACAGCUGCUUUGGAAUGGCCCCGGAUUGCCACCAGCCAGAAGGACUCAGACCAAUCUAUCCAGGACCUGCCAGAGGCUCUACAGCCCACCCUGGAGGCUGCUCUUUGUGACAAGAAUGCCAAUGUGCAGAUGGCAGCAGCACUAUGCCAAUAUGCCAUACAGUCACAUAAUCCCCUUGCCCGGGACAUCAUGCAGACUGCCCUUCUGAAGGGUGAUAGUGUGGACAGUUGGGCUGCAGCUCAGUGCUUGGCUCUGGAAGGUGUUGCCACUUACCCCGUGAUUCAGAGGAUCCUUCAUCAGCUGUUUAACAAGAAGAAUGAAGAAACUGAGGACCAAUCUUGUAUCCUCCUGAGUCAUCUCAGUGGAAAGACAACCUUGAUACAUACCAUGCUUGCUGUGGAGCUGAAUAGCCAUCAGUGGAAGGACCGGAUUGUGGCCUGCUGGGCUUUCUCCCGGAUCAAUGGAAAUGUCUGCUUGGAUAUGAAACAUAAGUUGAUCCAUCUGAUGUGGAAUGACUGGAAUAAGGAAGUGAGGCAAGCAGCUGCCCAAGCACUGGGGCAAAUGAACCUUGGGAAAGAGGUACAUGACACAAUCAGAGUCAAGCUGGGUCAAGGAAAUUCCCAAGAACGUGUGGAAGCCCUCUCCCUGAUAGGUGGACUCAAGCUCAUGACCGCCAAGCUUCUCCCAAGCUUCCUGCAUUGCUUCUCUGAUGACUUUGCAGCAGUUCGGCAGGCAGCCUGUUUGGCAGCCGGUGCCCUACAGAUCCGCAACGAGAUGGUGCUUGAAUGCCUCCUGAAUCUGAUGCAGAGAGAUCCUUACUGGAAAAUCAAGGCCUUUGCCAUUCGAGCUUUGGGACAGAUUGGGCAAGUGAGUCCCCAGCUGACAGAUCUCCUGCUCUGGGCUAUCCAUUAUGAAGAGUCACCAGGUGUACGACUGGAAGCUUGCCGUAGUAUCCUAGCCCUCAAACUUCAAGGGGACCAGGUCAGGGACACCUUCCUAGAUGUGCUGCUCCUGGAGAAGCAUGAUGCUGUUCUAACGGAAAUUUACCAGGCAAUGAAGAUACUCAACUUAGAAAAUGAAGGAAACCAAGAAAUGCUUCAGGAAAUCAAGAACAGGAUUGAAACACUAAGCCAAAAGGACUUGCUGACACAAAAAAUACUCAAGUUCGAGAUGGUCAUGAGAAAAUUGAGGGAGGAAGCAAAACAUGUUUAUUCACAACCCAAAGAGGGGAAAAAGUUAUUGGAAUUCCAGACUCUUCUCCAAGAAACUUUUAAGGAUGAGGUGGUUCUUCCCAAAAGAUGGUCUGAGGUUUACGACAUUGAAGCAGUCAUAAAGCCUCUGAAGCCACGCACACCAAAUCCCUGGUUACGAAGUCCAGUCCUAGACCUAAACAAACCAAGCAGAGGUUAUUCAUCACUUGUGAAAGAUCUACGCACUGCCCGGGAAAAAAGGAUUCAUAUGGGACCAUUUGGAUCUGACAAUCCACCUCUCUAGCUGGGUAAAUACUCAGAGAGAAGAUUUUUUUCAAGCAUCAUGUUUUCUUUCUCUGGAAGGAAAGGUGCUCAUCUCUAG
Molecule: messenger RNA, 4501 nt
Organism: Galeopterus variegatus (Sunda flying lemur)
Lineage: Eukaryota; Metazoa; Chordata; Mammalia; Dermoptera; Cynocephalidae
Gene: HEATR4
Product: HEAT repeat containing 4
Exons: 16
Molecular function (GO): oxidoreductase activity
Source: RefSeq, a predicted model, not a curated record